AUGGAUAAGUCUUCUGAUCAUGUCUACCCCGGUCUCCCACCGAGAUCUAGAAUGACACCCAGGAAGGAGAGGGAGAGCGGAGCCUCUGUGCCUCCCAGAAGUCACAGACAAAGGCCAUCGAAGGCAGGACGGGUCCCGGAGGCGUCUUCGGUGAGAAAAGAGAGACAGAAAAAGGAGAAACAGACAGAGACCAAUGAGGUGAAGGUGGAGCAGGAGACAGAAGUGAAGGUGAGUUCCACUGUGGUGGACAUAGACAGCGUGAGAGAGGAGGAGGUCAAGGAGGACAACCUGGGGCUCCUGGAGGCAGCAGAGCAGGAGGACGGUCUGAAGCGCAAAAACCUGGGAGUGUUUGAGUGGAUGCUGAUGGUCUUCGUCUUUGCUCUGGUUCUGCUCGUCCUCCCCAUUUCCAUUUGGUUCUGUGUCAAAGUAGUGAGGGAGCAUGAGAGAGCUGUGAUCUUCAGACUGGGUCACCUCCUGCGAGGAAGACCCAGAGGACCAGGCCUUCUUUUCUACCUCCCACUCCUUGAUGUGUGUCACAAAGUUGAUAUCCGACUACAAAUGCUCAAGGUUCCUCCUCACACGGUGGUGACGAAGGAUUUGGUGAGGCCGGAGCUGAGCGCAGUGUGUUAUUACCAGAUAGAGAACGUGGCUCUGUGCAGCACGGCCCUGUCCAGUCUGACCACAGUGCUGCAGACUCUGGUCCAGGCCGUGGUCAGAGACAUCCUCGCCCAACACACGUUCAGCCACAUCCUGCUGCACAGGAGGAGGAUCGGACAGCAGAUACAGGCAGCGGUUGACUCUGUUGCUUGCCUCUGGGGCAUCAGGGUGGAGAGAGCAGACAUAGACGAGCUCAGUUUUCCUGUGGAGUUACAGCAGAGUCUGGCUGCCGAGGCCGAGGCAAAGAGACAACACCAGGUCAGAGUGAAAGCAGCAGAAGGGGAGAGAGAUGCCUGGGAGGGGUUCAGGGCUUCCCUCCGUCUGCUCCAACCUGCCCUGGUCCUUCCAAUCCCCCCCGAUCUCCUCAGCGUGACCCCUGACCUCUCAUCCCUACCCCCACCUCCUCCCCCAGCUGUGGAAGGAGAGGGUGGGGCGACAGAUACAGACUCGCCAAUGAUGUGA
Trematomus bernacchii (emerald rockcod) is the source of this 1119-nucleotide messenger RNA. It is a transcript of the gene nphs2, whose product is annotated as NPHS2 stomatin family member, podocin. Gene Ontology annotation, cellular component: plasma membrane. The transcript is spliced from 7 exons. Lineage: Eukaryota; Metazoa; Chordata; Actinopteri; Perciformes; Nototheniidae. The coding region runs from base 1 to 1119 and encodes 372 amino acids. The record is from RefSeq and is a predicted model, not a curated record.